AUAAACUAACAAAAAGAGUUACGGCUGUAGCAGUGGCCCUACCACAAAGCCAGACAACAGCAGUUGGUGGAGCAACUGUGGCAUUUGUCGAGAGUUUCCAAUUCAAUGCUUUCGAUACGACACGUACAACGUUUGCCUCGUCCGCGUCUUCGUCAUCAUCAUCGUCAUUUGAAGGAACGGGUGGUACACAAAUGUCUUCAUUACCAUCAUUCUCCACAUCCUUGGCCACUUCAUUACAGCCGUCAGCCUUUUCGCCGUCAUUGUCAGCAUCAGCAUCAUCUCAAACAGCGGCAGCAUAUCCUACACUAAUAUCAACAACUUCAUCCGGUUUUCAUAACACGAAGACGUCCAGAAUUAUGAGCAAUCUCAACAGCAUUAGUAGUAGCAUACACCCCCUCGGCCCAACAAUAACAACGCCCACUGUCCAUUUAUUGCAACACACCACCCAGCAUCGGUCCAGCGGCAAUGGUAUGCAUUCCAAAUUUACUAGUGCUCGUCAGACUAGCCCAACUGCCAUGGGACUCAGUUCCAGUGCAUUGCCUUCGUUCAAAAGUUUUAUGAGAAGCACAAGAACUCAUAGCACGGCCGGCAGUUACACCAGUACGACAAACAGUGGCAAACAGCAACAACAACCAGAGCACCGGCAGUUUCCACUUGAUUUUACAUUUUCUAAAAAUCAUUGGACAAAUUCAGCGGCCGCCAUGGCUCCCAAAGCUUCGGAAAGCGUCUUAUUAGGACAAGAAACCUUGUAUUUACAUUAA
This is a messenger RNA of Musca vetustissima, 761 nucleotides long. RefSeq lists its product as uncharacterized. The transcript is spliced from 2 exons. The record is from RefSeq and is a predicted model, not a curated record. NCBI's taxonomy places the organism in Eukaryota, Metazoa, Arthropoda, Insecta, Diptera, Muscidae. The annotation marks the transcript as partial.